CGACUCUUCCGACAUUGCGAGUUUCACGACGACAACUUACGUAGCACGCGCCUCUUGUGGUUCUGGGAAGACUCACAGGCGCCCUCGCCCACAACACCCCUCGUUUGGAUAGCCCACCCGUAGCCUUUGCAACAGCCAAACCGUUACUCUACGUUACCAUUACCCUCGCACGCGACCGCAGCCACUCUCUCGCCGCUGCCGCCCGCCGCACCCCUACCGACCCUCUCCUACCGCACAGCCACCCUCCUACACCAUGGUCGUCGCAACUAUAAAGUGUGUCGUCGUCGGCGACGGUGCCGUUGGCAAGACAUGUCUCCUCAUCAGUUACACAACCAACAAGUUCCCCUCGGAAUAUGUUCCUACCGUGUUCGACAACUACGCUGUCACUGUAAUGAUCGGUGACGAGCCGUACACAUUAGGUCUCUUCGAUACUGCCGGACAAGAAGAUUACGAUCGAUUGCGCCCGCUAUCAUACCCCCAAACCGAUGUGUUCCUCGUUUGCUUCUCCGUCACGUCACCCGCGUCGUUUGAGAACGUUCGAGAGAAAUGGUUCCCUGAGGUGCACCAUCACUGUCCUGGUGUUCCCUGCCUCAUUGUUGGUACGCAGGUGGAUUUGAGAGAAGAUGUAUCAGUCAAAGAGAAGUUGGCUAAACAGCGGAUGCAACCUGUGAGACGGGAAGAUGGCGAGAAGAUGGCCAAGGAUCUGGGCGCAGUCAAAUAUGUGGAGUGCUCUGCUUUGACGCAGUACAAGCUGAAGGAUGUUUUUGAUGAGGCUAUCGUGGCUGCACUUGAGCCUCCUACAACGAAAGAGGGAGGCAGAAAAGAGGGUAAGAGGAAGGGCAAAGUUUGCAUCAUCCUCUAGAAGGCGAAUCGCUGAUGAACCUAUAUUCCCUUCCAAUCUUUCUCAGGGCUGGCGUGAUUUUGGAUACCUUGUGGUUUGCCAGCAGCGAUGUUU
Paraphaeosphaeria sporulosa is the source of this 955-nucleotide messenger RNA. Its product is annotated as cell division control protein 42. The coding region runs from base 254 to 862 and encodes 202 amino acids. NCBI's taxonomy places the organism in Eukaryota, Fungi, Ascomycota, Dothideomycetes, Pleosporales, Didymosphaeriaceae. The record is from RefSeq and is a predicted model, not a curated record. The transcript is spliced from 5 exons. Gene Ontology annotation, biological process: small GTPase-mediated signal transduction. Gene Ontology annotation, molecular function: GTP binding; GTPase activity.